AGAAAAGGAGGAAGCAGAGGGAGGGGAGCCAGUGCGACUGCAGCAGCACUUAACUCCGCUUCUGGCCAGCGUAACAUCUGAAGUAACACUUAAAUAAGAAUAAUAAAUUACAGGAAGAAGACGCACAAUUUCCUCCCUUUUUGCUGCAACAACUUGCGGUGAUCAUCCGUUCGCUUCAAACAUUAACUAAGACGCUCGGAGAAUGGCAGACUCGGCGGCGGCAAACAGUGACGGGGAAGACGGACCCCGGCAGCCCAUGCGGGGCUUCGCUCGGCAGGGAGCGCUCCGCCAGAAGAACGUCCACGAAGUCAAGGACCACAAGUUCAUUCCGCGCUUCUUCAAGCAGCCCACCUUCUGCAGCCACUGCACCGACUUCAUCUGGGGUUUUGGCAAGCAGGGCUUCCAGUGUCAAGUGUGUUGCUUUGUGGUUCACAAACGUUGCCAUGAGUUUGUCGCAUUCUCCUGUCCAGGUGCUGACAAAGGACCGGCCUCGGACGAUCCAAGGGCAAAGCACAAGUUCAAGAUCCACACCUACUCCAGCCCCACCUUCUGUGACCACUGUGGCUCUCUGCUGUAUGGCCUCAUUCACCAAGGCAUGAGAUGUGACCACUGCAUGAUGAACAUCCACAAGCGCUGCGUGGCCAAUGUGCCCAGCCUGUGUGGAACAGACCACACAGAGAGAAGAGGUCGCAUCCAGAUCACCGCCGAGGUCAAGACUAAUGUUCUCACCGUCACCAUCAAAGAGGCUCGUAAUCUGGUUCCCAUGGAUCCCAAUGGUCUGUCAGACCCCUAUGUGAAGCUGAAACUGAUCCCGGAUCCUCGAAGUGAGAGCAAACAGAAGACCAAAACUAUUAAGUGCUGCCUCAACCCCACCUGGAACGAGACCUUCAAAUUCCAUCUGAAGGAGUACGAUAAGGACCGCCGCCUGUCGGUGGAGGUGUGGGACUGGGACCUGACCAGCCGCAAUGACUUCAUGGGAUCACUGUCCUUUGGCAUCUCUGAGCUCCAAAAACAAGGAGUGGAUGGAUGGUUUAAGCUGCUCUCUCAGGAAGAAGGCGAGUACUUCAAUGUCCCUGUUGCACCUGAGGGGGAGGAGGCCAGCGAGGAGCUACGGCAGAAAUUUGAGAGAGCCAAGAUUGCUGUAGGAAAGAGCACUGAGGGGAAGUCUUCAAACGCGGCAUCCCGGUUUGACUCCAACGGCAACCAAGAUCGCAUAAGGCUGUCUGACUUUAACUUCCUAAUGGUUCUGGGGAAGGGCAGCUUUGGGAAGGUGAUGCUGGCGGAGCGUAAGGGAACAGAGGAGCUAUAUGCCAUAAAGAUCCUGAAGAAGGACGUUGUCAUCCAGGACGAUGACGUGGAGUGCACCAUGGUGGAGAAGCGAGUGUUAGCUUUGCCCGGAAAGCCGCCAUUUUUGACACAGCUGCACUCCACCUUCCAGACCAUGGACCGCUUGUAUUUUGUCAUGGAGUACAUAAACGGCGGCGAUCUCAUGUAUCAGAUCCAGCAGGUUGGCAAGUUCAAGGAGCCCCAUGCUGUGUUCUAUGCUGCGGAGAUAGCGAUUGGUUUGUUUUUCCUUCAUCUAAAAGGCAUCAUCUACAGGGACCUAAAACUGGAUAAUGUCAUGUUGGACUGUGAAGGCCACAUUAAGAUCGCAGACUUUGGCAUGUGUAAAGAAAAUAUGAAUGAUGGAGUCACCACCAAGACCUUCUGUGGAACACCGGACUACAUUGCUCCUGAGAUUAUAGCUUAUCAACCUUAUGGGAAAUCUGUGGAUUGGUGGGCUUUUGGAGUGUUGCUCUAUGAGAUGUUAGCUGGACAGCCUCCUUUCGAUGGCGAGGAUGAAGAUGAGUUGUUCCAGUCCAUCAUGGAGCAUCACGUCUCCUAUCCCAAGUCAAUGUCCAAAGAGGCGGUGGCUAUCUGUAAAGGACUGAUGACUAAGCAUCCGGCGAAACGCCUGGGCUGUGGUCCAGAAGGGGAAAGAGAUAUUCGAGACCACAGCUUCUUCCGCUACAUGGACUGGGAGAAACUUGAGAACAAGGAGGUGCAGCCACCAUUCAAACCCAGAGCUUGUGGACGGGAAGCGGAGAACUUUGACAGAUUUUUCACUCGCCACCCGCCAGUGCUGACCCCUCCAGAUGAGGAAGUGAUUCAGAAUUUGGACCAAGACGAGUUCCAGGGAUUCUCUUUUAUCAACCCGGAGUUUCCAGGAAGUGCUGCCACCACUACCGCUGCCGAGCAGGCUUGAUAUCAGGGACACAGACACACACAAUGAUUUUGGCCUGUAAAAUCCCAAUGUUUUCCACACAAAUCCACAAGCAUGUUUCCUUUAAAUGUCCUGGAAGUACUUAUGUUGUCCCAAGUGACCAAACUCAAAAACCAUAGAAUCUGUUGAAUCUUGGACAAUGCGUUGACUCCAAAUUGAGAAUAAAACAACCUUACUGCUUGUACUGUAGCACUCUGAAAAGCAAAGAUAAAUCGCUCAUUCAUUAUCUACAGCUUCAGCUCAGUAUCAAACAGCAUCCAGUUUACCAAGGAUUAAGGUAAACUUCUUUUUUCAGAAUAUUCCUAUAACAGUGUGUUGUACAAUAUUAUGCAUGAUGCAAUGAAUAAUACUGACGAAGAACAAGAUGCAUGGAAAUCUGGUUCCUAGAAGCUUUUAACAUUUUUUUGCAUUUUUGGGUGACAGCUUGAGUUACUUGUUGUGAGAACAAAAAGUUUGCGAAAACAAUGUUUAUGCAAAAUCACAAGGGUGACUUUAAUUUUUUUCAAUUUUACCUUUCAUUUUAUACAUUUACUUUGUGAAUAGACCUUAAAUUAUCCAACCACUUUAUUUUAUGGUAUUUGUUUAAAUUGGAACAUGAACUCGACCCACAGCUGAAAAUGUAUUUUGACAAUGCUUCUUUUGUUUUUUUUGCAUGACAUGAAUUGUUUUUUUUUAGUAGUUUCCCUAUAAUCUUUUAACAAGAAAAUGAAAUAUCUGACAUCCAAAAGAAAUAUAAACAUAAAGGCAAAGAGUACAGGUAAAGCAGGAAUUUCACAUGAAACACAUACACAUUUUUGUAACAGAUAAAAUACUGAAAACACAGAUAAUAGUUCAUGUUUAAAGUUAUUUGAUUAAAGAAAAUGUUUUACAUACAGACCUUUAAGGCCACCAUAAAACAAAAAAAUUAACUUUCGAAAAUAAAGUUGUAAAGUAAUCAGAAAAAAAGUUUUUAUUUUGUGAGAAUAGUCGUUAUGAGAAAACUCAAAUGUGCACAAGAAUAAAGUCAUGAAAUUACAAUUAAGAAGUCCAUAUUUUAUUUUUAUUUCAUAAGUUGAAAAAAUUGAGAAUUUACAAGAUUAAAGUAAUAAAGUUAUGAAGCAAACACUAAAACAUGUCUAAAAAAAACAUUACCAAAAAAGAACCAAUAUCAUGUUUCAGAUUGAGAGAAAUAAAGCACAUUGUAAGUGGUUACUUUACCAUUGAUUUCACAAAUUAAGGAAAUACUAAUACUUUGAGUGAGCCAACAUUGUUUUAUAAUAAAUACAAGUGUCACAAAUAUGGGCAGACUGGAUCCAAAUGCAGCAGGUUUAGUAGCCCAACCAAAAGUCCACAAAGCUAAAUUAUGGUGAGGCAGGGGUCAAUAACAGGCAUCAAAUAUCAAAUAUCAUCAAAGGGGAGACAGGGGUAGUCAAAAUCCAGGCGAGACUCGCCAAACAGGGUCAGGAGAUCAGGUCAAGAUAUAACGCUAGGUAAUAAUGGCAGAGUGGCACAAACAAUGCUUCGCUCUGAACUCAGCUCAGAGCAGUGCUUAAGUAUGUGGUUGUGGCUGUGGUUGAUUGAGUGAGUCAGGUGUGUGGCAUCCAGGAAGCGAGCGCUGGGGUUGCUGGGAGAUGAAGUGCCGUCAGUACUCUGGAGACUGCUCCCGCCGGUGACCAGAGGGGGAGACAGAGCUUUGACAUCUGACAGAGCCCCCCUCCUGCGAGUGUCUCCUGAAGAGAGGGUCGCUCCGACGCCGAGGUUGACCACAAGGUCUGGGUUCUGGCCAGUGGAAGUCAUUGAUAACGGAGGGGUCAAGGAUGUCAGUGGCGACCCAGGAGCAUCCCUUUGGGCCAUACCCCUCCCAAUCCACCAGAUAUAGAAGCUGACCCCCCCUGGCGCUGGGAAUCAAGAUAUGCUGCCUCACUUUCCACUAUCACAGGUUAUUUUUAAAACGCAACUCCUACAAUAAACGAGGAAACUGUACUGGUGAAAAGGUAACGCAGAUAUAUGCGUAGCUGCAGCAGAAGACGUAGAAAUUUGCUUUUUUCAUUAUUACUGGAUGAGAAACAGACAUGCAGGACAAAGCUGCUCAGUUUUAGCACAAACUGUGAGACGUGUAAGUAGCUGCAGCCCUCAAAGUCUCAGCGGGUAAAUGUCGGGAGAGGAUUCUCUAGUUAUUGGUUUUUCUUUUUAAUGUAUAUUUUUUCCUAACUUUGUCUUUGAAAAUCAGUUAUUUGUUCAUUUUUGUAUUUCAUAAAUAGUCUUAUUUAUGUUAUUAAAAGCAUCGUGAAUUACUAAAACUUUAGUAUAGCGCUGUACAAUAAAAGAAAGAUAAAAUAAGUUUAAAUUAAAAAAAAGAGUUAUUGUGGCCCUCACAAGAAAAAGUUUGGGGAACUGCUCCAGCAUCCAUGUGGUGUUGGAAGGUUUGUUAUUUUUCAUUCUUCCUAUCAUUCAAACACCACAUGAACGCAGCAUUUCUCCAAGUUUUACACAGGGUACAUCAAGCUAUUGGUGCAAUUGGCUCGAAAUUGAGAACAAAAGUUUUAACCUGAAAACUCUAAAAUGCUCUGUUUUAAAAUAUAAUUUUCAAUCCAAAUGUUUUCAUCCAGAUUUCAUCUUAUUUCUUUCUCACUCCACGCAUCUGCUACUGGUCCGGUCCUUCUAUCCAAUUUUAGAACUUUAUGUGGCCCGCGAGUCAAAAUAAUUGCACUACGCGGUUAUCAAAGCGUAGGGAGAUAGGCAGAGUAAAGGUGAGCAUGGGUUCACUUACCAGCUCUGCAGAGCGAUUUGGGAAAGGUGCUGCGAAUAUGGCCAGGCUGCCCGCAUUAGAAGCAGAGGUUCUCCCAGAUACGCCUCGCUCUCUCCCCUGGAGAGAGGUGGGUGAAGCCGAGUUGCAUGGGCUCAUGUUUAGAGCCAGCCAGCAGCCCCUGGGGCUGGAUUGCGUGGCUGCUGGGUUUUGAGCAGAAGUUCCAGUUUGAUGUUGAGAGCGAUGUGUUUAUCCAAGGUUAAUCCCUCGUCGCGGCCCUCAUGAAAAGCUCUCAGUGAGCCGCUUGUCCAGUCUAUGCAAGCAGCCAGAGUCCAAAGUCCAGGCGAGAGUCAGGGCAGGCGGCAGGCAAACAGAGUCAGAAAUCAGGUCUAAAUAUAACGCUAGAUAAUGAAGGCAGAGUGGUACAAACAAUACUUCGCUCUUAGCUCAGCUCGGUGCAGUGCUUAAGUAUGCUGUGGUUGAUUGGGGGAAUGAGAAUCAGAUGUGUGGCAUCCAGGAAGUGAGCACUGGGGUUACUGGGAGAUGAAGUGCCUUAACUACUCUCGAAACUGCUCCCACCGAUGACCAGAGCUCUGACUUCUGAUAACAAGGACAGGUUUAGAUGUAUAAUAAAUCUAAAAGGGGCAGGGCCUGUCCAAACACACACAAAAAAUGUCACAAACACACCUGGCUCCAAAAAUUGUCAUGUCAACAUGUACACAAUACAACUACCAUUCACACACGCAUUCUUAUGCCUUUAGACCAACACAUGUGAAACAUUUCCUUCCGUCACACAAAAUAUUUGUGCAAAGGUGAGCCACCAGCAGUGCUCGAGUGAGUGUUUCUGUUCUUCUGGGGUGGAUGAUGAAAUGUAAAAAAAAUAGGAAGAGUGCCCAGUCAUCCCCUCACAAAGACCCCUAAAAUCCUGCAUGGUAUAGCAGAUAGAGGAAAACCGCCCAACGGGCAAUCAUGUCUGCCUAACAGGCCAGGACCAUGCCAGAGAGCAGGGAGGCACAGGGAAACAGAGAGGGCAAGCUCCAGCCCAAAUCGGUGCCCCGACCCCGGAGAGCACCCCCAGCCCUAGAUGAGAAGCCAACCACCACCCAGGAGUUCUGAGCAUCCCCCUACCCCAACCCAAGGCAUGAGCCAGGGUCCUUCAAGGGAGACCCGCCCCACACUCCAGGCAGCCACCAAGCCAGCCAACAGUCGGUCCAGGAGAGAGCAAGGCAGGGGCAGCCCACUCCUGCCCAGGAGAAAGACGCCCAAGAGAAGUGGGGGUCCCCAAAGAGCGUUUUAAAGACGGCCUGAGCAGGCCCACGCACUGUUGGAAUUUUGGACCAGAGGACCAGAACCCGCACCACAGGGAUACGGACAACCCCGGGCUCAGAGGUAAUGUGAUCCCAUGGAUCAUGGUCUUGCCAGAGAACUCACCCUCUUUCUGGGUGGAGGGCAGCCGGGCCCAGGAAGGCAGCACCCAAGGGACACGGCCACCAUUGCAGAGAGCCUGGUUCCCCGCACCAAGGAUGGGGUAGGGGACAGAAGACUGACACAGCCCACCCCCAUCACCCAAAUAUGUGAUUAUAUAAGGAAGAGGGUAAGUUCGGGACAGCUGCUUGACUGGCCCCAGGUUGGUGAAACAACUGUCUCCUAGCUCCCCCAGCAUUGGGCCCAGGUCUCCCCAGCCUAGGGGUCCCAUUGCUCGUAGAGCCGACCCCCCAGGCCCCACACCCCCCAUUGCACAAAAAGAGAGAUUAAGACCUUAUGGCAACGCCAUAAAUGGCUGCAAUGAUGGGUUAAGUUGGGAGGUAUUGUGGAUUCAUCCACAUUACACAACCAACUGACCUAUAUUUUCAAAAAAGCAUGGCUUUUGCGACUUUUUUCUCAAAAAAUGACAACUUGUUUCUCGUUUAUGUAUGACUUUAUUCUUGUAAAUUACAACUUUUUUCAUAUAAAUUUACAACUUUAUUCUCAUAAUAUUUUUUAUGUUUUUAUUUUUAUGGUGGCUUUAAUAGUCCCUCGUAUAUACAUCUUGGAAGAGAACCUUAAAAUUAAAAUAUUAUUUGUUGUAUUUUCUAUGACUGAAAAUUUUCAAUAACUCAAUAAGUUUUAAAAUUGUAUUUAAACAAAUCUGGUAAUUUAAGAAAUAUAUUACUCAAAAAAGUCAAUCUGACUGAAUAAAAAAAGCAUUAUUUAGGAAAAAAGUUGAUCUGAAAAUGAAAAAAGAAGAAUAUAUUUCCUUUUUCUUUUUUUACACUACAUUAUUUUUAAAUUUUAAAACUCCAACUGGUUUAAAGUGUUUUGCUGGAGUUGUUUUCUAAAGACUGAAUAAGAAAUUUGGAAUAUCUGAAGUAACAAAGCAAAUUGACAAAAACAGAUUUUAAAAAUGUUUUGUUUAAUAUUUUUUGUGACAGUUGUGAUUUUACUUUUUCUUCUAUAAACAAGCCCGUCUAUAGUUAGGACCCAAUACUGAGGUGUGCUGUACAGUAUUUAUAGAGAAUAGUUUUCAUGCGUUUUCUCCUUAACUUAGCUAGAACUGGAAUGUGUUCCUUGCAUGACAAUAACAAUAGUAUCUGUAGAUAUUUUUCUCCCUACUGGAUUUAAGCAUUUAUUCUACUCAGUAUUUGCUUUCUGCAAAUACUUUUUCUUUUGUUUUUUUACAGUGUGAAUGCACAUGUAUGUUUUAAAUGUAUGAGAACUGUGAAUGAAAAUGCUCUAUUGUGUUUUAAAUUGUACGUUUGCAUCCCUGUGACCUGGCCUUGUGUUUAUAGAUGCGGUGAAAGUUCCCACUCAGUUGGAUUAAUCUCUAUUCCUUAGCUGUGCAGCUGCCUUCCUGUAUGAUCUCAGUUGCGUUUGUUGACCCCAACGUUGCAUGAUAUAUGUUGAAGGGACUUAAGCCAACUAAAUAAAAAAUAAAGCAUGUCGAGAAAGAUAAGGC
Messenger RNA from Oryzias latipes (Japanese medaka), 7923 nucleotides. RefSeq names its product protein kinase C, beta b (gene prkcbb). Gene Ontology annotation, molecular function: diacylglycerol-dependent serine/threonine kinase activity; zinc ion binding; ATP binding. Gene Ontology annotation, biological process: protein phosphorylation. The record is from RefSeq and is a predicted model, not a curated record. Lineage: Eukaryota; Metazoa; Chordata; Actinopteri; Beloniformes; Adrianichthyidae.